AUGGGUUGGAUAUUCAUUCCGAUAGACGAGUUUUACUCUAAAGCUGAUAUUGCUGUUGAUGAUGAUAAGGGGGAAGUAUAUCGGGAUUCGUCAGUUGAACAAUGGAUCGAAAAAAUCUUGAAUUAUUACACUCUUAAGAAUAACGAUUAUAGUUCGUCGGCGAGUCCACCGACUGCGUUCUUAGAAGCAGCGGCAGAGUCUGUCUUGCGUAUUCCAUUUUAUCAACUGCUCACUGAUUUUACUGCCACGUAUGCUGCCGAAUCACUUGGACACAGACAAUUUGCUCGUCUGGUAUUGACUCCGCUAAGUGGGUUAUAUCCUGUAGAGUACAAAAUACUCGUACUAGAGAAUUUUGUACGAGCGUUAGUUAACUUUAAAAUAUCCAAAGCUUCAACACCAUUCUCGUAUUGGAGAAAGCGUACCAACUAG
Messenger RNA from Paraglomus brasilianum, 429 nucleotides. NCBI's taxonomy places the organism in Eukaryota, Fungi, Glomeromycota, Glomeromycetes, Paraglomerales, Paraglomeraceae. The record is from the annotation of a GenBank genome assembly.